AUGACACACCUGGUGGGGAAACCUUUCUUCACACACCUGUGUCUGGACACACAUCGUUUCACACAAGUGGUGUUGUUUUGUAUCUACCUGUAUUUCCUCUCAGCUGUUCUUGCUUCUGAGAAUGUGGCGCUGAGAAAGCCGGCUCGUAUAAUCUCUAGUGCCUUCCCACUCGGAACGGCGGACAAGGUCGUAGAUGGCGACACCAAUGGUUACUUUUAUCACUACUCCUGUACCCACACUUAUGAAGUCACUAACACCUGGUGGAAGGUGGACCUGAUGGGCUUCUACAACAUCACCAGCGUGCAGCUCUUCACGAGGACAGAUUGUUGCUCAUCAAGAUUACAAAACUUCGAAGUGCGUGUAUCUGACCUUGACCCUACGACCUUUCCGUCCGUUGAAGGACAGCGGUGCGUCUUCUUCAGUCAACAAGUGGCUCUAACCGGAAAUUUGCUCAACUGCUCUCGUCCCAUCACAGGUCGCUACGUCAGUGUGUACAAGCCUGCCAACGAUGCUCUCACGAUCUGCGAGAUUUUUGUCUUCGGGACAAAGCUCGACUUUUCUGGUACGUACCAACUAGUGCAGGACAACUCCCGCCUCAAUUCUUCCGCUGUGACGUCACUAACAGCGCCCUCGCGCAUCGGCUGCGCUGUGAAGUGUACCAGUGACGUCACGUGCCUCGCUUUCAACGUCAUGGCGUCAGGAACAAGUUCACACGGUGUUGCCUGCGAACUUCUGGGACUUGCAGAGUUUAGCCUGACACUUCAAGCCCACACCGGAUGGAGAGCUUACAGGCGCGUGGUGAAGUGAUGAAGGGAAGUAAUGGAGAAACACAAUCGUUAGGAUAUGGACCCUGACACAAACUUCAGUAGUGUAGUACUGUAAUGAACUUUCUUCCUGAGAUUUCAUUUUCGCUGAAUGCUAUAUUUUGGUAGACUUUUAAGUGUUUGAUGUUUAAAUUAUUUUCAGUAGAUAUAUAAACACUGGUGAUGAUCUCUAAUUCGCUCUCACUCAUGUCUUCUCUAUAGGUCUUUUUUUACUUAGUCCUUUAACAUAGGUGUAUGCAUUCACUGAAUGUUUUUGCUGUGGUAAAGCACUGAAGGAAGAUCCAAGAAUAAGCAGAAAGCUGAAAGUAGACAGACUUUCCACAGUUUCAUCCUUUUUUAUCCACCUGUCUGGCACUACAAUCACCUUAUGUCCAAAGUUGAGAGUCUUGCUGUCAAUCUACACUUUUGCACACGA
Pomacea canaliculata is the source of this 1239-nucleotide messenger RNA. Its product is annotated as fucolectin-like. The coding region runs from base 1 to 807 and encodes 268 amino acids. The record is from RefSeq and is a predicted model, not a curated record. Lineage: Eukaryota; Metazoa; Mollusca; Gastropoda; Architaenioglossa; Ampullariidae. The transcript is spliced from 4 exons.